Messenger RNA from Spodoptera exigua (beet armyworm), 1983 nucleotides. The record is from the annotation of a GenBank genome assembly. NCBI's taxonomy places the organism in Eukaryota, Metazoa, Arthropoda, Insecta, Lepidoptera, Noctuidae.
AUGUCAAUGACAUUUGGGAGCUCGCUAUUUGUAGACGUCAUAGCGUUCGGUUACACAUCCAGUUCUCGCUAAAGUAGAUUUUAUUAAAAAGUAGGAGUAGGAAGGAAAACGACACACGUCAUCACAUUAGGGUCAUAUAGCCUUGUGUUCAUUGUGCAAUAAAAUUAGUCACUGACUCCGUGAGAUUCGUCAUCAUAUUUACCCAAGUCGGUGCGUUGGUCAGUUAUAAACCAUCGGUAUUCAGUGUGUGAUAAGUUCAUCAUCAAAGGAGUUGUUGUUGUAUUAAAAUGAAUCCGUGGCAGCAAGGCCAAGGAAACCCGCAACAACAAUACUAUCCUAAUGUUGGAUUCUGCAACAGUGCCCCACAGUCUUUUGGGAACCCAAUGCCUAUGCCAGGAAUGCCAACAAUGGGAUAUCCAGGACCCCAGCCUGGUGGCGCACCCGGAUACCCCCAGGUAUCGCAGGGUUACCCUCAACAACAAAACUCUCCAUAUCCAAGACAACAAGUAAAUCAGGGUUAUCCAAAUUCUGCUCAAGGGUACCCAGGUCAGGGAUACCCACAGACUGCUCAAGCCGGGUACCCCCAACAGGCUCAACAGGGGUAUGCCCAGCCUGCUCAAAGUAGUUACCCUGUACAAGGGCAAGGUAAUCCUGGUUACCCACAAAGUGGGCCAGGUUACCCACAAAGUAGCCCAGGUUACCCACAAAGUAGCCCCGGCUACCCUCAAACUAACCAAUACCAGGGCCAACAACAAUACGGUCAGUCCCAUGCUAGCCAACAAGCUUACAAUGUUGCAAUGCCUAAGACAAAGCCGACUGUUGUGCCGGCCAAUCCCUUCGACCCCCGGGAAGAUGCCGCCGUCCUUAGGAAGGCAAUGAAAGGUUUUGGCACAGACGAAAAGGCCAUUAUCCAUGUCCUGGCUAGACGCACCAAUGAACAGCGUUUACGAAUCGCCUUUGAGUUCAAGACUCUUUACGGAAAGGAUCUGGUGGCAGACUUGAAGAGUGAAACCAGUGGCAAGUUUGAGGAUCUGCUGGUGGCCCUCAUGACACCCUUGCCCCAGUUCUACUGCAAGGAACUCCACGAUGCCAUCGCGGGCAUCGGGACUGAUGAGGACGUUCUCAUUGAAGUCAUGUGCACCAUGUCCAACCACGAGAUCAACGUCAUCAAGCAGACUUACACUGCUAUGUACGGAAAUCUUCUUGAGGACGACCUGCGCGGUGACACAUCCGGAAACUUCAAACGACUUAUGACGUCACUGUCUAUGGGCAACCGAUCUGAGGACUUCCACGUUGAUGCGGAGAAAGCUAGGGAGGACGCCAGGAGCUUGCUCCAAGCUGGUGAACUGCGUCUCGGCACUGAUGAAUCGGUCUUCAACGCGGUGCUCUGCUCCCGUUCCUUCCCACAGCUGAAGGCCAUAUUCCAAGAGUACCAGUAUUUGACUGGACAUGACAUUGAUGACGCCAUCAAGGCCGAGUUCUCUGGUGACCUUGAGAAGGCUUUGAGGGCUAUUGUAAAAAGCGUCCGCAACAAGCCAAUGUUCUUCGCGGAACGUCUGCACAAGUCGAUGAAGGGUCUGGGCACUAACGAUCGCCAGCUCAUCCGUAUCAUGGUCACACGAAGCGAGAUCGACCUUGGUGACAUAUCGGAUGCCUUCCAGGCUAAAUACGGAGAGACUUUGCAGAGCUGGAUUGAGGGUGACUGCUCCGGUCACUACAAGAAGUGUCUGUUAGCACUCCUCGGCCUUUACUAAACCCAAGCGCUUGAUGUCCACCAUCAGCUUCCAAGUACAUCAACAUUUCAUAAUUAAUUUACUAUUACUCUUUAAAUGUCAGUGGUAAUUGAUGUAAUUCAUGUUAAUUUUAAGUUUGUCUGAAGUAUCUCAACGUUAUUAUUAAUAGGAGUAAGAUUUCUAUACUUUUUUUAAUACGUACAGUUAAUUCUCAACGCUAUAUUGGUCUGUUUAAGGUCGAUGUACAUUU